CACUCGGGUUUCUUUUCUUCUGCUCCUUUCUCCAUUGGCCUCUGCAUCUUUUAUUAUUCCUUUCUCUUCUUUUUCAUAUAUUUUUCUUCAAGAAUUGAAAGUGGGCUCUCUCUCUGGUUGAGCUCCUUAAUUGACUCGUUUCUAUUAUAACCUCUUCCAGAAUAUAUCUCCGAGUUCAUCACUUUUAUUUCUAUCUUUAAAUCUACGUUUUGUAAUGCAUCUUUGCACGUGUUUUUGUAUGUAUCCAAGAUCUUAGCUGACUGAUUUCUUUGCAUUUUCUUGAUCCCCCCCUCCGUCAUGGAUCUUUUAAGCAAACGCUACCUGAUCCAUGGCUCCGAAGCUAUUUCUCCAAUGACUAGUCCCGGAAGUUCAAUCUUUCGGCCCACCGCGCAUUCCUCGGACACCAGUUUCCCCAUCAUAGCCAUUGCCGUGAUAGGAAUCAUGGCCACAGCUUUCUUGCUAGUUAGCUACUACGUAUUUGUCAUCAAAUGCUGCCUCAGUUGGCAUCGUAUUGAUAUUCUACGACGUUUUUCGCUAUCAAGACGCCGUGAGGAGCCUUUGAUGGUCUACUCUCCGGGGAUAGAGUCUCGAGGACUCGACGAGUCUGUGAUCCGAUCAAUCCCAAUACUGCAGUUCAAGAAAGAAGGCAAAAGAGAUUUCGGAGAAAGAAGCUUUUGCGAGUGUGCAGUUUGCUUGAAUGAGUUUCAGGAGGAUGAGAAGCUAAGAAUCAUUCCGAACUGUAGCCAUGUAUUUCAUAUCGAUUGCAUCGAUGUUUGGCUUCAAAGCAAUGCUAAUUGCCCACUUUGUAGAACCAGCAUUUCGGCCACAUCCCGGUUCCACACCGAUCUAGUUCUUGCUCCGAACUCCACCCCUGAAGACCCAACUCCGUAUACCGAUAAUCUCAUUGGUGGCGAUGAAGACUUCGUGGUAAUUGAAUUGGGUAACGAUUAUUCUCCAAAUCAAACAUUGCUCGGAACCCAACAAAGACUGAACUCAAGAGAAUUAUCGACUACUAAUUCCAUUAGUCCUUCGCCGGGGAAGUUGGAGUACCAGAGAAUUGUGCAGAAGAAGGGAAGGAAGUUUGAUAAGGUUACAAGCAUGGGGGAUGAAUGCAUCGAUACUAGAGGCAAAUUAGAUGAUCAGUUUGCAAUCCAACCCAUCAGGAGGUCUUUCUCCAUGGACUCAUCCACGGACCGGCAGCUCUAUUUAGCAAUUCAAGAGGCGUUAAGACAAAAUAGACAAGCCAGUGAGGUCAGUCCCAUUGAAGGUUGCAGUAGUACAGUACGAAGAUCAUUUUUCUCUUUUGGGCAUGGUAGUAGAUCCAGAAGUUCCAUUCUUCCAGUUUACUCAGAACCAUAGAACCUUUAUUUUUCUGUUUUCUUUUUCGGCAUUUCUUUAGUAUUUUUCUGUUUUAGAGAUUUCGGAUGUACCAUUGAGAGGAUGUAGGAUUUUUUUAAUUAAAUAGAAACAUUCAUUUGAAAUUUGAAAGAAUAGUUCUAUUUGAAUAUUUUCAGCAUAUGAUGGCAUGGG
Juglans regia (Persian walnut) is the source of this 1530-nucleotide messenger RNA. Its product is annotated as RING-H2 finger protein ATL16-like. The coding region runs from base 298 to 1359 and encodes 353 amino acids. NCBI's taxonomy places the organism in Eukaryota, Viridiplantae, Streptophyta, Magnoliopsida, Fagales, Juglandaceae. Gene Ontology annotation, molecular function: transferase activity. The record is from RefSeq and is a predicted model, not a curated record. The transcript has a single exon. Gene Ontology annotation, biological process: protein ubiquitination.